Molecule: messenger RNA, 822 nt
Organism: Scheffersomyces coipomensis
Lineage: Eukaryota; Fungi; Ascomycota; Pichiomycetes; Serinales; Debaryomycetaceae
Gene: IAH1
Product: isoamyl acetate-hydrolyzing esterase
Exons: 1
Coding region: 1-822 (273 amino acids)
Source: RefSeq, a predicted model, not a curated record
AUGUCUCAAUUGUUAUUAGAUAAAUUUAUUCUCUUCGGAGACUCUAUCACUCAGUUUAGCAGUGAUGUAUCAGAAGGGUUUGCCCUUCAACCUCAAUUGCAACAUUUAUAUGUUAGAAAGCUAGAUGUCAUUAAUAGAGGUUAUAGUGGUUAUAAUAGUGAACAAGCACGUUUAAUCCUUCCAAAGAUCUUGAAUGCUGAAUUGAAUAAAGAGAAAUCCAAUGUCAAAUUAAUCACCAUUUUUUUUGGUACUAAUGAUUCAGUCCAAUUUGAUGAUGAAUUUAAUGAUAUUCAAGCGGUCCCUAUUGAUAGAUAUAAAGAUAAUUUAGACUUUUUAAUCAACUUAAGUUUGGAAGCAAAUAUCAAACCAAUUAUUAUUGGUACUGGUUUACAUGAUAGCAAAUUGGCUAAAGAAUUCUUUGAACUGGGAGGACGUAUAAUGUCAAAGGAUCCACUUUCAAAUUCAAGAAAUCAUGAAUAUUCUAAAGCUGCCGAAGAAAUAGCUAACAAGAAUAAAGUUGCUUUUGUUAACUUAUUUGAAGAUUUUGCUAAAUACGGAAAUCUUUCCAUAGAAAAGUUAUAUAAUUCAUACAGUUAUACUCCAGAUAAAGAAUAUACUAGUGCAAAAGAAUUUGUUAAGGAUGGUCUUCAUUUCACUCCAAUCGGUUAUAAAGUUCUUUAUGAAUCUGUCGUAAAAGCUAUAAAUAACACAUAUCCAGAAUUAAAUGCUGAUGCAUUGCCAUUAAGUUUAUCUGAUUGGAAAGAUCUUGAUCCCAAGAAUUUAGAAUCUACCAUUUUCAGACCUGGAGAUUUAAAGAACUAA